Ceratotherium simum simum (southern white rhinoceros) is the source of this 1041-nucleotide messenger RNA. The record is from RefSeq and is a predicted model, not a curated record. NCBI's taxonomy places the organism in Eukaryota, Metazoa, Chordata, Mammalia, Perissodactyla, Rhinocerotidae.
GCAAUCCGUGAUGGAUCCAAAGAGGACAGAGGGUUUGCGGUAGGGUACAGCUGAAGCGCGGCGCGGGGAAGCAUGGAGGUGGCGGAGACCAAGGCGGAGGCUGCAGCCUUAGAGGCCCUGGCAGAGGUGGCAGACAUCCUGGAGCCAAGAGGCCUGCAGGAGGAGGCGGAACUGCCUGCCCAGAUCCUGGCUGAGUUUGUGAUGGACUCCCGGAAGAAAGACAAGCUGCUCUGCAGCCAGCUUCAGGUGGUAGACUUCCUGCAGAACUUCUUGGCUCAGGAGGACAUUGCCCGGGGCCUGGACCCCUUGGUUUCUGAAGACACGAGCCGGCAGAAGGCAAUUGCAGCCAAAGAGCAAUGGAAAGAGCUGAAGGCCACCUACCAAGAGCACGUGGAGGCCAUCACAAGUGCCCUGACUCAGGCCCUGCCCAAGGUGGAGGAGGCCCAGAGGAAGCGGGCACAGCUCCAGGAGGCCCUUGAACAACUCCAGGCCAAGAAGCAAGUGGCCAUGGAGAAACUCAGAAUAGCCCAGAAGCAGUGGCAGCUGCAACAGGAGAAGCAUCUGCAGCAUCUGGUGGAGGUUUCUGCAGAGGUGAGGGAGCGUCAGACAGGAAUGCAACAGGAGCUUGAGCGGCUGUAUCAGGAACUGGGAACCCUGAAGCAAGAGGCAGGGCAGGAGCGAGACAAGCUGCAGAGGCACCAGACCUUCCUCCAGCUGCUAAACACCCUGCAGGGUAAGCUGCUCUUCCCUGAGGCAGAGGCAGAACUGCCACAAGAGCUGGAUCUUCCUGAGCGUAAGCCCCAGCAGCUGACUCAGCCCCACGAGCAUAACACUGGGGACACCAUGGGGAGAGAUGAGGAUGUGUCCUCCAAGGUGAAUGAGAGAGGAGACAGAUGGGCAGGGAGGUGGAGAGAAAAGCUGAGAGAUAGGCCUUAUCCGUUGCCCAUACCAUGUCUCCCCAAGGCCAGCGGCCCACAGCCUGCUAGGGAUGCAAGCGUGCCACAGCUUCCUAUGAGACAGCAACAUGAGGAAGGAUCCUAG